UCCCCUUCUACAACAUCCUUCGUUUCUCGAAGAUCUGCAAAAACUGAACUCGUCCAAUUUUCUCACUCCACAAAAACAGGCUACCUUGAAUCAAACCGAUGGACGAGCCAAUCGAACAAUCAACGUCACCGAGCGACCCGGAUCCGAAUCCAGUACCGACCACUAUCGUUCACCCGCGACGCGAGCCUUUCGAGCACGGCCUCCUACCAAUCCAGAAGCUCAUAUUUAACGACCCGGUUGAAGCACUAACCCCUCUAAAGCAAAAAUUUGCCUCAUCCUCAACUCAACGAGUCGACUCGGAGGCCAUUUCUGAGUUGCUCCAGAUCUCGUCGGACCACGCGCGUCUAGUCAUUGAAACUCUCACGUCGGUUCUCCACUCUGAAACCGACCCGCUCGUAGCCGCCAGGCCUGAUGAUAUCGACUCCGUUGGUGCCGAUUUGCGUGAUCUGAUCCUGUUUUUGUACAUUCAAUCGUAUAAGAGGCUUUUGCCGCGCUCUCACAAGGACUCCGCUGCAGUUGCCGAUGUCUGGCCUUCCACGUCAGCUUUUGAUGGUUUCUUGUCGGCCCUUUCGCCUUUGCAGCUUGUCCGCAGCAACAGCCGUCGAUUUAUGCCAUCACUGGCUGAUGAAGAGGCCCACCAGCUCUCCUAUCUACAAAAGCACUUGGCUAAUAUUCUCUCUCUUCUGUCAGAGCCUGUGGAGGGCGAAGGAGAAGAGUGUCUGGUUUUAACUAUGGAAGGGUUUGAGCAUCUUGGUUUCCUGAUUCAAUUUGAUGAUAAGGUAUCUGAAGGAGUUCCUUUAAGCCAAGCUGCUCCCUUUUUUGCUAAUUCAGAUCCAGACAUGCCUGCUGUACCUGUUCCAGCAUCCCAAGUUCAUGAUUGGCUUAUGAAAACUAUAGUUUCUUCUUUGGAAUGUGUUACUGAAAAAGCUUCUGCGAAAGAAAAUGGUCAUUCUAGUGGCUCUGACCUGGAUGUUGCUAUGACUGAUGCUAGUCCAAGUUCAGCCAAAGCUCCACCAAGUGUGAGGAGUCCAUGUUUUGUUGAGGGAGUCUCUAAAUCAUCAUACGUAAAGCAGGCAUCUGAUAUUAAAAAUUCUUCUGUGAAGGUGAUUAAUUGCCAUGAUUCAACUAUUUACAUUUUAGCGCCUUUGAGAUAUGCUGUUAUUUAUGGAUGCUCGGAUGCUACUAUAGUUCUCGGAGCUGUUGGCAAGGCUGUAAGAGUUGAACACUGUGAACGUGUUCAUGUGAUUGUAGCAGCGAAACGAGUCUGCAUUGCCAAUUGUCGUGAGUGUGUAUUCUUUUUGGGAGUGAACCAACGUCCCCUUGUUCUUGGCGAUAACCACAAACUACAGGUGGCUCCAUAUAAUACAUACUAUUCCCAACUGGAGGAGCACAUGACUGAAGUUGGAAUCGUGUCAGCUAUCAAUAGAUGGGACGAAGCUUUGCCAAUUGGAGCGGUUGAUCCACAUGAUUCAUUAUCUCAUCCUGCAGGUGUUUCAGAUGCUCAAACUGAGUCAGCUACACGUCUAGAUCCUGAUCAGUUCACGAAUUUCCUGAUUCCAAACUGGUUUGAAGGUGCAUCAUCUGGACCGACAAAGGACAACCCUUUCCCCCUACCUGAUGCGUACUUGACAUCUCAACAGAGAAAUCAAAAGAAUUUAAGUGAGAUAAAGCAAAUAUUGAGAGAAGUUCCUCUUGAAGAAAACCGGAAAAGAGAGUUAUCAAGUGCUCUUCAUGUGUACUUCAGAGACUGGUUAUAUGCUUCGGGAAAUAUUCGUCAACUGUAUUGCCUACAAGGUGACUGAUACCUCACAGUCAUGCCGCAUUUUCCGACAAGUUAUAGUAGAAUAGUUUACAGUUGUCUUUCGGUUUCAACCCUUUGCCAGUUCCUUAGGUACAACAGGCAGCUGAGAACCACAUAGUCAUGCCGCAUUUGG
Messenger RNA from Hibiscus syriacus, 1934 nucleotides. RefSeq names its product TBCC domain-containing protein 1-like. The record is from RefSeq and is a predicted model, not a curated record. NCBI's taxonomy places the organism in Eukaryota, Viridiplantae, Streptophyta, Magnoliopsida, Malvales, Malvaceae. The transcript is spliced from 9 exons. Bases 99 to 1802 code for a protein of 567 amino acids.